AUGGCAAACGCUUCCUCUAAACGAAUAGCUUCUGCUAACGAAACAGCUCUGAAGAAUCUCCAACUAGGAUUGAUAAUCGUGAACACCCUCGCACCUGCAAUCCGACUGAUUCUUUCCUUGUUCACAUCCCGGCAUCUCCUCCCUCGAAAAUUCGUCAUCUUCUUGCAUGUGAUUUCAUUUGGAGCUACAGUGGUCACUUGGAAUUGGUUCAAGACUAUCGGUACUCCCUCCAGACCUGGCUCAGGCCAGGUCAGAGUCGGAGAGGAUCUAGGUGGCAAGGGAGUUGUUGAAUUAGGUUGGGAUUUGAUAUAUAUGACUUGGAUAUGUACUCUCGGCUCAGCAAUAUUAGGUGAUUGGAUUUGGUGGUUCUCCCUCUUGGUCCCUGCAUUUGGAGGAUAUAAACUAUUCUCGACUAUUCGACCUAUCCUAGCAAUGUUCCUCCCUGGAAUCUUCGGGUCCAAACAACCUGGUCAGGCUCAAACAGGUGCUGCAGGCCAAGCUCAAGACGGUGCUGCCGCUCAACCUGAAGAGAAAGAGUCCAAGAGACAAGCUAAAUUAAGAGCCAGAAUGGAGAAAGGUGAUAAGAGAGUGCAACAACAGCAAGUUCAGCGUAGCAGGUGA
Molecule: messenger RNA, 621 nt
Organism: Kwoniella shivajii
Lineage: Eukaryota; Fungi; Basidiomycota; Tremellomycetes; Tremellales; Cryptococcaceae
Exons: 5
Coding region: 1-621 (206 amino acids)
Biological process (GO): vacuolar protein processing
Cellular component (GO): intracellular membrane-bounded organelle
Source: RefSeq, a predicted model, not a curated record